Xenopus tropicalis (tropical clawed frog) is the source of this 4734-nucleotide messenger RNA. RefSeq names its product UDP glycosyltransferase 8 (gene ugt8). Gene Ontology annotation, cellular component: membrane; endoplasmic reticulum. Gene Ontology annotation, molecular function: hexosyltransferase activity; N-acylsphingosine galactosyltransferase activity; UDP-glycosyltransferase activity. Gene Ontology annotation, biological process: nervous system development; glycolipid biosynthetic process. Bases 436 to 2049 code for a protein of 537 amino acids. Lineage: Eukaryota; Metazoa; Chordata; Amphibia; Anura; Pipidae. The transcript is spliced from 6 exons. The record is from RefSeq and is a predicted model, not a curated record.
AGGCUGGAGAAGGAGCUAAAGUUAAAAAGGACACUGAAACUGACACCUUGUGGUGUGACAGUGAGUGAGGGAGUGAGGAUACAGCCAGGGACAGGGUUAUUAUUGCACUAUUAAACCUGGUUAUUAUCGCACCUAGUCAAAAACACUCGUCAGCGUUAGGAAAAGUCAAGAAGGGGAUUUAACCCACUCACCCAGUCACAGAAACAGGAGGAUUCCCUGCACCUGCUGUCUUAUGGGAGAAUAGCAGGCGAGCAGUACAGCCCUGCCUGCCCCUGACGACAAGUGAAAGAGUGGAUCUACCUUUUGUACGGAUCUGUGACCAGAAGUCUUCCAUGUAUUCUCUGGGUUCUUCUACCUAAUUUCUACUCCUCUCUUUGGAAAACAUUCAAGCUCCCUUUCUGUAAACUGACAUCCCAAGCACACAGGAUUCAAGCCAUGAAGCAUUUUACCUCAGUUAUAUUAUGUCUAUGGAUUGCUGUCGGAGUAACAAAGGCUGCCAAAAUACUCAUUGUGCCGCCAAUAAUGUUUGAAAGCCAUUUGUACAUAUUUAAAACCCUUGCCUCUGCACUGCAUGAGCAAGGACAUCAAACUGUUUUCCUUGCUUCUGAAGGAAGAGACAUUCCACAAUCCAGUCAUUAUCAAGUCCAGCGUUACCCAGGAAUUUUUAAUAGCAGCACAUCAGAUAACUUCCUGCAGUCCAAAAUGAUGAAUAUCUUCUCUGGGAGGUUUACAGCACUGGAACUCUUUGACAUUCUUGACCACUACUCCAAAAAUUGUGAUAUCAUGGUGGGCAAUCUGGACCUCAUGCGGCGCCUGAAGCAGGAACAAUUUGAUUUGCUGUUGGUUGAUCCUAAUGAGAUGUGUGGAUUUGUAAUAGCCAAUAUAUUGGAUGUUAAGUAUGCUGUUUUUUCUACUGGCCUUUGGUAUCCAGCUGAAGUCGGUGCUCCUGCUCCCUUAGCAUAUGUUCCAGAAUUUAACUCGAUGUUAACAGACAACAUGAACCUGCUGGACAGGAUCAAAAAUACAUUUGUUUACCUAAUUUCUCGAAUUGGGGUGAAUUUUUUAGUCCUGCCGAAAUAUGAUAGGAUAAUGCAGAAAUAUAACAUUUUUUCAACAAGGUCUAUGUAUGAAUUAGUUCAAGGAUCUUGUCUGUGGAUGCUAUGCACAGAUAUAGCCCUGGAGUUUCCAAGACCUACACUUCCAAACGUUGUCUAUGUUGGAGGAAUUCUGACUAAGCCAGUCAGCCCCUUGCCUCAGGAUCUUCAAACGUGGGUGGACAAUGUUGAUGAGAAUGGUUUUGUUCUGGUUUCAUUUGGAGCUGGAGUCAAAUACUUGUCUGAAGACAUUGCAAAUAAACUGGCUGGGGCCCUUGCACGAUUACCUCAGAAAGUGAUAUGGAGGUUUUCUGGAACCAAACCAAGAAAUUUAGGAAACAACACCAAACUUAUUGAAUGGAUACCUCAAAAUGAUUUACUUGGUCACCCAAAAAUUAAAACAUUCCUCAGUCAUGGUGGGUUAAAUGGUAUUUUUGAGGCUAUGUACCAUGGAGUGCCUGUAGUGGGGAUCCCACUGUUUGGUGACCAUUAUGAUACCAUGACUCGAGUACAAGCCAAAGGUAUGGGAAUUCUUCUUGAGUGGAAGAAAAUCACAGAGGAUACUCUGUUUGCAUCGCUAACUGAAGUUAUUCAUAAUCAAAGUUACCAACAACAGGCAGUAAAAUUGUCUACAAUUCACAAAGACCAGCCGGGCCAUCCAGUGAGCAGGGCAGUAUAUUGGAUCAAUUACAUACUUCGACACAAUGGAGCUGACCAUCUGCGUGCUGCUAUUCACAACGUCUCUUUCUAUCAGUACUUUUUACUAGAUGUAGUAUUACUUUUACUUUUUGUUGUUACUAUAGCCUGGUACUUCAUUUCAAUGCUAGCGAAAUACAUGCGGAAAAGCAUGAGAAGCAAGGAACACGUCGGCCUCAAUGGGUACUAUCAAAAUGGCACAGCAAAUGGCAAAUAUAGGAAAAAUGGGCACAUAAAACAUGAAAAGAAGGUGAAAUGAGCCUGGGGAGAAUUGAGUUAAAGUAUGAGGUUAAAUAAAAUGCAAUUCUAAUAGUUGAUAUUAAUUCUUUUACAAAUGCUGGAGAAGUCUUGUUUGCAUUCUUGGAAGCAAUUAAGUCAGCAGGCGUGAGUCAUGAGAAUACUGUUUUGCUACACUUUUCAAGCAAAGUUUUUCUUUUUUUCAUGUGGCUCCUUCUGACCUCAUAAAUCCAAGCCAAUGUACUUUAGACUCUCCUAACACACGAAAAGCUUAAAGCGGGGUUUCCAUUAACUCUUCUAAGCACUCCCUCACUACUACAUACCAUACCAUACUAAGUAAUGAAUUUGAUUUCCUUAACAAGGAAAUGUUUAUUCUGCUUCCUUUUGUUUAACAGAGAUGUGUUAUUGCUUCCAAAAAAUGAACCAAACACAAACCUAAUUUUGUUACAAUAUAUAUAUAUUUUUAUGUGAAAUGAUAUUUCACAUAUUUCUCUUGAGUACACUCUUUAGAAAAACAGAAAUGUCAUUAUAAAUAUAGUAUCAAUAAUUGCUUUUUCCAGGAAGCCCCUAAACGUAUGUUAACCACAGAUCCAAAAUAUUUUCUAAUGGUAUUUUUUGCUAAAUGUUUGAUAUUUUUGACAUUUUUUCCUGUUUUCUGGAAUUAGGAUAUAAUGGUAAUAUUAACUUUCUCAUUGUAAAUAAUUGGCAACGUAUUGUAUUUUAAGGAAAUACAAUUAUUUUUUAGCUUUAGCACAAUGCUUCAUUGUGACAUCAGGUGCUGUUCCAUAUGGAAACAUUAGUGCAGGAUACUUUCAGGAGUACACAAUCCAUCAGUUAUUUGAUGUUGCAACCCUAAACGGUUUUGUUCUUCACAUGUUAAAUAUCUUGGUAUUGUUAAUAGCUUUGAUUUUGACAGGGGAAGCAAGAAAGUCUUGUUGAGUAAUCCAUUGUACAAUAUAUAGUUAAUAUUUUGCAUUUUGUUUUCUUCAGUUUUUGUACCACUUAAAAACCUGUAUGCUUUUUAAUUUUGAAGAAUGCCAGUUCUUGUAAAAGCAGUUCAAAAAAGGUUCUACAAUGAAACCUGCUGUUUUCAUAAAUAUUAAUGUAUUCUGAUCUCAUAUGCAGUUAUUUUUCUUAGAUACCAUUUGUCGCAGUAAAUGUAAGGCAGGCAUUUAUGCAGCCCACAUUGUGACAUCUCCUCAUGCCUGAUAUAAUGAAGGCUGACUUUAUUUGAUAUCAAGGAGCCACAUCAUUUAUGCUCAGUUUUUGAUUUCAUAAUCCCUCCCAAUUAUUGUAACUGAGACUGAGCAUAUAUAGGGAGAUUUGAUUAUAGAAACAAAAAUAAGAUUAGAACAGUUAAAGUACUAUGGUAGAAACACGAGCUGUAUUCUUUCCCUGUGUUUACUCCAAAUACCUGGAAUUUUAGCUGUACAUAUUUUGCAUGAUGCAUGUAGAUAGUGAGGAUAACUUAUUUAUUAAUGAAAUGGAAAGAGACAGUGUUAUUUCCUUCAAGAGCUACAUGAUAAUAUGUAAUUGAAUAUCCAGGUACUUAAACUAAACGUGUACAAUAAAUAUAUGUGAUAACCAUCUGUUGUUUGUCUUCCUGUUAAAUUUAAAUUACAGGGUUUCCCCCAUUUAUAUCUACACAUUAGAAUGUCUGAGAAUAAUUUAUUUUAUUUUUGGAAUGUUUUACUGAUAUGAUAUACAGAGAGAACCACAUCCUUGUUUACAGGUGAAGCAUUGGUCUAUUUACGAUCAAUAGGAAACAAAGAAAGUAAUUCUGUGCAUUUGUAAAGCUAAAGUCUGUCCUACUUUGCCUCAAAGGUUAAAAAUGACUGGAAUUGACUGGAGUGUUUCAUAAUGCAAUAAAACAGGCCUUUAAAAAUUAGGGUGAUGGGUCAGUCAGAGUGACUCAGUGAUAUAUUUGUGUGUUAGAUAUAAAGGAGACAUCCUGUAGUAAACAUGUAGCAAUGACUGGAGGAAGAGAGGUGGCUCAUGGCGUGAAAAAGCUGACAGUAUUGAACGUGUAUUUGUUAUUUAAGAAGACCUUACUCAUUUUCACAGUAGUUGUUUAUAUAAUACUGGACAAUGAACGGAAUGUGUAAAGGCACUAAUACCAGUGCCAUAUGUUUAUAUACAAACGUACACAUUAAUCACAAAUAUACACACAUCUCACUAAUCUGAAUGAUUACUGACUUCUCAGACUGUACUUGUAUGUCGAUGUACAGUUUUUUCUGAAUCCAUGCACCAACGUUUUUUGUUAACAAUUAAAAACCUAUUGAUUGAAAAACACAUGAGAUGGAAAUGUAUAGAUUCUUGCUAUCUGCAUUUGUCUUACAGCCAUGAUGGAAAAGUAAACAGGAACAAAGUAUCGUUUUACUGUGUACAUCAUUGGAUGGUUUUAAAUACAGUAUUAGCAAAAGUUUUAAUCUUGUAACUAAUAUGGAUAUCUUUUAUGAAUAACUGUAAAUCAUGGAAUCUUAGAGAACACACUACGGACACUGGACUCAUUCACUUAAUACAAAAGUUUUAUUGCAAUACAAUACCAUAAUAAUAAUAAUAAUAUUGGGAAAGGGAAUAUAUGGUUUACCUGAAUGCCUUAACAUCCAGUUUAGAUGUUUCUCUAAAAAACAUGAAUUUUGUUUCUCUGAAUCAUGCUUUUAUGUUUGUUUAAAUAUUUGAAAUAAAACCCCUUUAAAUAUAAAAA